This is a messenger RNA of Halichondria panicea, 6373 nucleotides long. RefSeq names its product chromodomain-helicase-DNA-binding protein 4-like. Gene Ontology annotation, cellular component: nucleus; chromatin. Gene Ontology annotation, molecular function: ATP binding; DNA binding; histone binding. The transcript has 31 exons. NCBI's taxonomy places the organism in Eukaryota, Metazoa, Porifera, Demospongiae, Suberitida, Halichondriidae. The record is from RefSeq and is a predicted model, not a curated record. Gene Ontology annotation, biological process: chromatin remodeling. The coding region runs from base 325 to 6246 and encodes 1973 amino acids.
GUUAUUUGUAAGUACUGAUUACAUCUUUUUCCUGUCUUGUGGUAAAUUAAUGGUGGAUCCCUAAAAGCCUGUUUGCCAGCAAGUGAGAAGCUCAAUAUCCAAGGAGAAGAAUUAUCACUGAAGUGCAUCAUAAAUCGACUCAGAGGAAACGAUCAGUUUGUCGUGUGCCAUUUUCAAGUAUUAUAAGUUGAAGAGUAGAGAGUAUAAUCAGCAAUCACCCAAACAAGACCUGGCCCUUUUGGGAAACAAAAUGGAGGAUUGAACCAUUGAACAUUAUAUUCAAAUCAAUUCUUGUCCUAUUUAUGCUAUUCAAUAAUACCCAAGAUGUCCAGUGCGAAAGGCAAAGACUCUGACAAGUCACUCAAUGUGGCAACCAUGAAACCCUUCUCCAUCAAGCUUGGCAGAAAGAGGACCUCUAGUAUUACUCCAAGCAGUUCUCGUGCAGCUUCUGUAGAGACCUCCAGCCACUCCACACCGGAGGAGCAACAACCUGGAGCUAAGAGAUUGCAAGAGUAUGACUUACGAGGGAGAGAUAGCAGUACCCCUGAGAGUGGGCUUCAGAUAGACACUGGGGGGGCUGGAGCGGAUGAGUCGGACGCAGACUCCCUCUCGGACCUACCCCCUGAGGCACUCAAGGCCACCACCAAAGUUCAAUUCACAGGUCACAUGAAACACUUUCUCUGGGUGCAGUAUCCAUCGGCAACCACUCUCGAGCUGAACGCAAUCAUCUUACAGAAGUGGAAAGAGUUGCAGGCCUCAAGGAAGCAAGGCAGUACUGGAAGGCGUCGUCGUUCAGAGGUGGACACGCUGGGUGGGGAGGACGGUCAUGACGCGGGCGAUGAAGACGAGGGUGGCCGGAGGUCAUCACGACGACGAGCCGCUAAAAACAUUUCUCAUAGUGCGUACACUCUGGACGCAGAGGAGUUGGAUUAUGCAGACUCUCCAGCUAGCUCCUCCAACUCUCGAGAAACUGGGAAGCCGACACGGUCAAGAGGAAAAAAGAAAGCAGCGCCAUCUGCGAAGGGUAAAGGCAAGAAGGGCAAGAGUGGGCCCAAAGUGCCCCCUAUGAAAAUCAAAAUGAUAGGUCGAUCUGGUGAGUCGGACUCCCCAAUCUUCCUUGCGGAGAGUCUGGAGUCGUGGGACGAGGGCUCUGGGAGUGAUCGGGGGGAGCCCCUCAGAGACGAGAGGCUGUCUAGAUUGAAAGAGGGUGAAGCCGACUCCGAGACCAGCUCCAUCAACUUUGCCGAGAUUGGUGAGAGCCAGCUGGAGGAUGAUGAGAUGGACGACGAGGAGAUGAUGGAGAUAGACUCCACCCACUCUGACUCGGAGGGUGAGCAUGUCGACUACUGUUACCUGUGUAAGGACGGUGGUGAGUUGCUCUGCUGUGACCAGUGUCCGCUGACCUACCACAUGAAGUGCCUCAUACCCCCCAUGGAGAUCAUACCCGAUGGGGAGUGGGUGUGUCCUCGCUGUGAGGCCGAGCCCCUGGAUGGUAGAAUUGAGAAGAUCUAUGCUUGGCGUUGGGUCACUCUCCCUAGACCCUCAGCCACUUGUGGUGAUGGUGGUGAAGAUGCUGACGACAGUGUGAUGACUGUGGGGGAGGGGGGAAGUCCCACUAAGACCCCCAGCAAAUGUAGCACCUGCAGGUUUCGAGAGUUCUUUGUCAAAUGGGUCGGAAAAUCACAUUGGAAAAACUCGUGGAUCGAUGAAAUCAGGUUUGAUGUUCACCAGCCGCUCACACUGCGUCCGUACAUACGUCAUCGUGACAUGGAGACUCCUCCCACUCUGGACCUCCCUCCCCACGUCCAGCGAAGACACAAGAGACGCAGUACAGCCUCCCAUCAAGACUCACAGAUGGAGGAGCUGGAGAUGAUGCUACUCAGUGCUGGAGUGAGACCACAGUGGCUGCAGAUACAGAGGGUCAUCAAUAAGAGAGUUAGCGGGCGUAAGGGCACUCAAUAUCUGGUCAAGUGGAAAGAGUUGCCGUACACAAGUGCAACGUGGGAGACGCUGGAUGCAGACUGUGGCCUGAGGGGGGCGGAGGAAGCCGUGCAAGACUUCAACAAACUCAGGAAGGCCAUGGACCCAAAGAAAUCAGAAAAGAAGGAUAAGAGGAGAGGCCGCAAAGAGAAGACUGUACCAGGGAAAGGGCCUAUCAAGAAGUACGAUGAGCAGCCUGCAUUCAUCAGCUCGACUGGUGGCAAGCUGCACCCUUACCAACUGGAGGGACUCAACUGGCUGCGUUUCUCCUGGUUCCAGGGCACCAACACUAUCUUGGCAGACGAAAUGGGCCUCGGGAAAACCAUACAAACUAUAUCAUUCCUAAACUCUCUAUUCAAGGAGGGCUACUCCAUCGGGCCGUUCCUGAUUGCUGUACCCCUCUCCACCAUCGUUAACUGGGAGAGGGAACUCGAGUUGUGGGCCCCUGACCUCUACGUUGUCACUUACUCUGGAGGCAAGGAAAACAGAGGUGUUAUCAGGGAAAAUGAGUUCUCUUUCAUGGAGGGAGCAGUUAAGAAAAGCAGCAAGAUGCUAUUCAAAAUGAAGAAGGAGGCCCCGUGCAAGUUCCAUGUCAUGUUGACAUCCUAUGAGUACAUCAGUGUGGACUCCAUUGUACUGGGCUCCAUCAACUGGCAGGUGUUGGUCGUGGACGAGGCUCAUAGACUCAAAAACAACCAGUCAAAGUUUUUCCGAGUACUGAGUGCCUAUGCCAUCAAGUACAAGCUCCUGCUCACGGGGACUCCAUUACAGAACAACUUGGAGGAGCUCUUCCACUUGCUCAACUUUCUCAACCCCCAGGAGUUCAAUUCUCUGGACGACUUUCAGGACGAGUUUGAAGACAUCUCUAAAGAGGAGCAGGUGAUGAAGCUCCACGAUCUCCUGUCCCCUCAUCUGCUCAGGAGACUCAAGGCUGACGUUCUCAAGAACAUUCCCCCAAAGAGGGAACUGAUUGUUAGAGUGGAAUUGAGCCCAAUGCAAAAGAAGUACUAUCGUUGGAUUCUGACUCGUAACUUUGAGAAACUGAACACACGCGGGGCUCAGCCUGUAUCACUGCUCAACAUCAUGAUGGACCUCAAGAAGUGCUGCAACCAUCCUUACCUCUUCCCCACAGCAUCACACGAGGCUGCUCUGACUGCCACUGGUUGGUACGAGGGAACUCAGCUCACCAAAGCUGCCGGAAAGUUCAUCGUUUUGGAGAAAAUGCUCAGGAAAUUGCGGACACAGGGUCACAGAGUUCUCAUAUUCUCACAGAUGACUCGUAUGCUGGACAUCCUGGAGGACUUCCUGGAAUACCUGGGCAUGGGUUUUGAGAGGAUCGACGGGAACAUCACGGGCACAGAGCGCCAACUCUCCAUCGAUCGAUUCAACACACCUGGCUCUAAACAGUUUGUGUUCCUACUCUCCACGCGUGCUGGGGGCCUGGGCAUCAAUCUGGCCACUGCUGACACUGUUGUCAUAUACGACUCGGACUGGAACCCUCACAAUGACAUACAGGCUCUCAGUCGUGCCCAUCGUAUAGGGCAGUCCAACAAAGUGAUGAUCUAUCGGUUUGUGACCAGAAGCUCGGUAGAGGAGCGCAUCACAGAGGUGGCUAAACGCAAGAUGAUGCUGACCCACUUGGUAGUGAGACCGGGGAUGGGACAAGGGGCCAACGCUCCCGCCCUCUCAAAGAGAGAGCUUGACGAUAUCCUGAGGUUUGGUACCGAGGAACUCUUCAAGCACGAAAAUGUGGAUGAUGACAUCUCUAUCCAUUAUGACGACAAAGCCAUCGAGGCUCUGUUGGAUCGCAAUAUGGACGUGGUGGGAGAAAGUGACGGGGCCAUUGGGAGUGAGAACCUCCUCGCUAAUGACUACCUCAGCUCCUUCAAGGUGGCCAGCUACGUCAUGAAGGAGACCGACCAGGAGGAACCUGAGACUGAGAUAUUAACGGCUGAGGGAGAGACGAGUCAGAAACCAGACCCAGACUUUUGGGAGAAGCUAUUGCGCCAUCACUACGAGCAACAGGCAGAGGUUGAAGCCGCAAAGCUGGGAAAGGGAAAGAGGGUUCGAAAACAAGUGAACUACCUUGAUGCUAGUGGUGGUGUCGGGCAUGACAGUGACCAGUCCUCGUACCAGCAGUCGGAUGAGGAGGUAUCAGAGGACGACUCUGACGAUGAUGUAGUAGAAUUCACUGCUGGAGGUGCUAUGAAGAAGAAGGUGAAGCCUCCCAAGGACACAACUCUCCCUCCUCUUGUCACCAAAAUCAACGAUACAAUCUAUGUACUUGGUUUCAACCCUCGCCAACGCAAGUCGUUUGUGAAUGCUGUGAUGAGGUACGGCAUGCCUCCCUCUGACGCCUACCACACCAAGUGGAGGUCCAAGGAUCUCGCCAACAUACCAAACAACGCCUUCGAGGCGUACACGAACCUGUUCAUGCGUCACCUGUGUGAGCCUGAGGACAGUAAGAACGACACGUACUCUGAUGGAGUUCCUAAAGACAACCUCUCCAGACAAAACACACUCACCAGAAUAGGCAUUCUGAGACUCGUAAAGAGCAAGAUUGAGCAAUACGAUGAUAUCAACGGGACCCACAGUAUGCCAGAGCUCAUCCCAGUCGUGUCUGCUCAACCCACCAAUCCCCCCUCUGAUCCCCCUGCCCCUACCCCUGUCCCUACCGUGGUACAGCCGUCAGAAGGUGGUACCGAGGAGAAAAUGGAUACAUCUGAGUCCACAACCAAGACUCCCAUUGCAGAGUCUGAUCCCUGUGUUCCAAAAAUGGAUACAUCUGAGUCCACAACCAAAACUCCCAUUGCAGAGUCUGAUCCCUGUGUUCCAGUUCCAGAGUCAGAUUCCUCAAACAAGGCAAUCAAGUUACUACUGACUAGUAAAACUGACAGCAGCCCAAAAACAUCGAAAGAAUCGUCUCCUUCUAAAGGUGAUGAUGAUAGCACUAAAGAAAAUGGCACUGAGUCACCAGAAGAUCCUCCUAAACCAGCGGUAAUUGUUGGUCCUCCAGAGAAGAGCGGCCACCUCCCAAUCUCACACACACAGAAGUUUAUGUUCAAUAUUGCUGACGGAGGGUUCACUGAUAUCCACAACAUUUGGGGAGAGGAGAAAACAAAGGGAUUUUCCCCUAGUGUAUGGGGGCGGAGACACGACUAUUGGUUGUUGAAAGGUGUCACAACUCUUGGCUAUUGUAGAUGGACUGAGAUUUGCAACGAUGUGCGAUUUAUGCUGCUCAACAAACCAUUUCCAGACGCUCCUCUCGAUAAAAGCAUGCCAGACUUCAAAGCCAAGUUCCUACUCAAGAAAUUCAAAUUGCUGGAGCAAGCUCUAGCGAUAGAAGAGCAGUUGCAUCGAGCCUCCAACUGUGGACUGGUCCAGGACCCCAACAAUCAUGUGAUGAUGCUCCACUCUCGCUUCACGGACCUCGACUGUCUGGCUGACGGACAUGCCCCACUGAUUGCAGAUGCUGUGAACAAGAAUAAACACACCAUUCUCCUUAUGAAGAAAGCUCUCAGCAAGAUGGAGGAACUACUUACUGAGAUGAAGGCGGAUGUGACUCGACUACCCAGCGAGCUGGGCAAGCUUCAGAGCGUCAGCCGACAACUUAAAAUGGACGAGAUCUCGACAAUCAGCAAACUAGCCAAAGGUGGUUCCAUCACAACCGCAGGGCCUGCCACCACACAAUCUGUUAUCACUAAAGCCCCUGCAGUAGACCCUACUAACGUAAUAGUCAAGAAGGAACGUUCGGACGUUAUUGUCACUCAAAAGAAAGGCACCUCACAAAGUAAAAUCGUACAAGGUGGAGCUAGCGGACAAGUUAUAACGACAGGACAAUUGACAACCAGUGGACAAACUAUACAAUUGCCUGCAGGAUCUCAACUGGUACAGACCGCUGAAGGUCUUGUUGUAUAUGGUGCAGCAUCAUCCGGCUCGAAGACAGCUCAGCAUUCUACAGUCAUUCAAACAGUCCCUUCGAGCAACACAAGCACACAACAAGCCUACACUUUAGGAGUGCCCACAGCUUACAUGGACAGCAAUAGUGGAGGUAUUUACCAAACCUUGCAACUGGUACCUGUAUCAGGAUCGUCCCAGCAACUUGUCUACUGGCCACAACAAGGUGCUCAAGUUUCUGGUGUGCCCGUGGGAUCACAGAUGGCCGUCGUACAAGAGCCACAGGUGAUUCAAGCAGUACAAAAUUCUGGGGCAGGAAAGCUGACGGCAUCUGGCAAACCAGGAGGUUCAAUUAUCACUAUUGACUGACAUUAAUUACUGGUACUUCUCUAAUUAUACUGUUGUCAGUGGUAAUCAUUCUCACAUUAUCAUUGUCACUAUAUUCGAUCACACUCAAUUAUCUUGAUCUUCCAUAAAUUAUACUGUUCAUGUAAAA